AUGGCGGCGAACUUCCGGAGGACGCUGUGCAAGUUCUUCCUGGAGGGGCGCUGCCAGAAGGGCGCCGCCUGCGACUGGUCCCACGACGAGGGCGGCGCGGGCCCCGGGCCCGCGCGCCCGGCGGCCAGGGCCCCGCCGGUGAAGCGGACGCUGUGCAAGUUCUUCCUGCAGGGCAGGUGCGAGGCCGGCGAGGGCUGCACCUGGGCCCACGGCGAGGAGGAGCUCGGCGCGCCCGUCGCGGCGGCGGAGGAGGGGGGCGCCGCGCCCGGCGAGAUCGACUGGCUCGACGAGGCGGCGCUGGACGCCGAGAUCGCCGCCGCGGCCGAGGAGCUGGAGCUGGAGGAGCUGGGCGGCGAGGCGGCCGACGGUGCGCCGGAGGAGGAGCUGGAGCUGGAGCCGGGCGGCGAGGAGGCCGACGGCGAGCUCGCGGAGGCGGGCGGCCUUCGACCGCCAGCGCUCGGCCUGGGCACCAAGCGGACCAUCUGCAAGUUCUGGCAGGAGGGCCGGUGCAAGAACGGGGACGGCUGCACGUGGGCGCACGGCGAGGACGACAUCGGCUCCCCGGCGCCGUUUGCCGACGAGGGGGCG
This is a messenger RNA of Prorocentrum cordatum, 588 nucleotides long. The record is from the annotation of a GenBank genome assembly. NCBI's taxonomy places the organism in Eukaryota, Dinophyceae, Prorocentrales, Prorocentraceae.